Micropterus dolomieu (smallmouth bass) is the source of this 963-nucleotide messenger RNA. RefSeq names its product olfactory receptor 52E8-like. The transcript has a single exon. Lineage: Eukaryota; Metazoa; Chordata; Actinopteri; Centrarchiformes; Centrarchidae. Gene Ontology annotation, molecular function: G protein-coupled receptor activity; olfactory receptor activity. The record is from RefSeq and is a predicted model, not a curated record. The coding region runs from base 1 to 963 and encodes 320 amino acids. Gene Ontology annotation, cellular component: membrane. Gene Ontology annotation, biological process: G protein-coupled receptor signaling pathway.
AUGUUUUACACUAAUGUAACAAGGAUAAAACAUUUCUUUAUCCUUGGAUUUCCAGGAUUAUCCCCUGAGUAUUAUGGGCUUCUGACUGCUUUGCUCUUUAUACUUUUCUUGGCUAUAGCUAUAGGAAAUAUUUUCAUUUUAGUGUUUGUUAUAUGUCAUAGGUCUCUUCACAAACCUACAUAUCUGAUCUUUUGCCACUUGGCACUAACUGACUUAGCGUUUGGAGCUGUUACUCUACCGAAACUUAUAUCAAAAUAUUUGUUCAAUGACAGCAUUAUUUCAUUUUACGGAUGCUUUGUACAAAUGUUUUUUGUCCAUUUUAUAGGGGCAACUCAUUCUUUCAUCCUGAUGGUGAUGGCUCUCGAUCGUUUUAUUGCAAUAUGUGCUCCACUGCGUUACACAGCUCUUUUCACAAACUCCACUGUUUCUGUGCUUUGUGGAAUAUCAUGGCUUAUGCCAAUAUCAUGGAUGGUGGGUUUAGUUUUAGAUGCGCUUACAUUGCCUUUCUGUAAUUCAAAUAUAAUUGUACAUUGCUUUUGUGACCAUAUAACAUUAACAGUGCUUGGAUGUGAGAAAGUACGAGAAGUUCAGGUAGUAGGAUUUGGUCUUGCCAUGUUCAGUUUGUUGGUGCCACUGUUUUUCAUUAUAUUGUCUUAUUUUAUCAUCAUGGUUGCUGUAAUGAGAAUGUCCACCUCUACUGGGCGCAUGAAAACUCUGUCUACCUGCACGCCACAGAUUCUCAUCACAUUUCUGUAUUUCAUGCCAAGAUGCUUUGUGUACCUGGCAAAUAUUGUCGGAUUUACUUUCAGUGAUGCAGUUCGCAUUGUUGUUGUGAUGCUUUACAGUCAGUUACCUGCUGUUGUCAACCCAAUAAUAUACUGUUUGAAAACCAAAGAUAUCAAAGAACACUUGAAAAAGAAAUUCCUUAUAAGGAAAGUUAAUUUCAGCACAGAAGCUAGGUAA